Messenger RNA from Miscanthus lutarioriparius, 1368 nucleotides. Lineage: Eukaryota; Viridiplantae; Streptophyta; Magnoliopsida; Poales; Poaceae. The record is from the annotation of a GenBank genome assembly.
AUGCGGCCGAUCCGGCUACCCGAGCCGCCGGGCGUCGACGGCAUGGAGACGCCCGAUAUCUUCUCUGGCAGCGGCACUGGCGGCGCCACCGUCGUUCGCCGCGCCGUCCUCAUCGGCAACGGCUCCACCGGCGCAGAGAACCAGUGUCUCGGCCUCGCCCGCGCCCUCGGCCUUGCCGACAACCUCACCCUCUACCGUGUCACGAGGCCGAGAGGAGGGAUCAAUGAGUGGCUGCACUUUCUCCCCAUUUCCAUGCACAAGUUUAUAGACCAAGUGCUCAGGCAGUUCUUCCGCAACACGAGGUUCGCGAUAGUGAUUCAGGGGAGGAAGCCGUACCGUGUCCUGAAUGGCGGAUCGGUUGGGUUGUCUGCAGUUCUGGAAGCAGACGUCAGGAAGAUUGUUACUGUGGCUCGUGGUACAUAUGAGAAGGAAGGUCCGACAUUAGUCGUUGCUUGUGGCUGGGACACCAUAUCAUAUUCAAGCUUGAUAAGGAAAAUAGCUUCAGAUAAUGUGUUUGUCAUCCAGAUCCAGCACCCACGGUCUCGCCUUGAUAGGUUUGAUUUGGUGGUGACUCCUCGCCAUGAUUACUAUGCUUUAACCGCUAGUGGACAACAAGAAAUUCCACGCCUGUUCCGCAGAUGGAUUACUCCACAGGAACCGCCCAGGAGCAAUGUGGUACUUACUGUUGGUGCACUACACCAGGCUGAUUCUGCUGCGCUACGGCUUGCUGCUAUAGCCUGGCACGAUGAACUUGCCCCUUUGCCUAAGCCGUUGCUAAUUGUCAACAUUGGGGGCCCCACCAGGAAUUGUAAAUAUGGUGUAGAUCUUGCCAAGCAGCUCAUAACUUCUCUGUAUAAUGUGCUAGAUAGCUGUGGGAGUGUCAGAAUCUCAUUCUCUCGGAGAACACCAUGGAAGGUCGCUGAUAUUGUAUUCAAAGAAUUUGCUGGACAUCCUAAGGUCUAUAUUUGGAAUGGUGAAGAACCUAAUCCUCACAUGGGACAUCUUGCAUGGGCUGAUGCUUUUGUCAUAACAGCAGACUCGAUAAGUAUGUUAAGUGAGGCAUGCAGCACAGGGAAACCUGUUUAUGUUGUUGGGACCGAACACUGUAAAUGGAAGUUUUCAGCUUUUCACAAGACUCUACGGGAGCGAGGGGUUGUUCGUCCGUUCACUGGAUUGGAAGAUAACGAGGGUGGACAGUGGGGGGAUGAUAGUGAUCAUAAGGAGCCCUGUAUUAUUUUGUCAACUUUGGUUCAGAGAAUGAUAUAUAUGAGCCCAUCAGCUUUUGCCAAGACUGAUGUCUUUAGUAGAUUUUUUGCUGUAUAUGGCAGAACUCGGAUGCCCUUGGCUUCUGUUGCAUGCCGGAAUUGA